UGGGCUGUCGUGGAGGGCUUGUGCUGUUUGGGGACAGCCCCUCUGGUGGCAUCUCUGCCCCCUUCUGAGGGCCGCCGCCACAUCCCGGGUGCCCCUCCUGACGCAUGUGGCCUGGCAGAAGCGUGGUGACUCCUUUCUCCCCUCCCUCCUCCUCCAGCAACAUGGCCGACAGCAAGGCCAAGUCUGCCAAGGCCGCCAACAAGACACCCCCCAAGUCCCCAGGGGACCCCGCAAAGGACAGGGCAGCCAAGAGGCUGUCGCUGGAGUCGGAGGGGGCCGGUGAGGGGGCGGCUGCCGCGGCGCCGGAGCUCAGCGCCCUGGAGGAGGCCUUCCGGCGCUUUGCCGUGCAUGGGGACACCAGGGCUACCGGGAAGGAGAUGCAUGGCAAGAAUUGGUCGAAGCUGUGCAAGGAUUGCCAGGUCAUCGACGGGAAGAACGUGACCGUCACAGACGUGGACAUCGUCUUCAGCAAAAUCAAAGGGAAGUCCUGCCGGACCAUCACGUUCGAGCAGUUCAAGGAGGCGCUGGAAGAGCUCUCCAAGAAGAGAUUCAAAGACAAGAGCAGCGAGGAGGCUGUCCGCGAGGUGCACAGGCUCAUCGAGGGCAAGUCCCCUGUCAUCUCAGGGGUGACGAAAGCCAUCUCGUCACCCACCGUAUCUCGGCUCACAGACACGACCAAGUUCACGGGCUCCCACAAGGAGCGCUUCGACCCGUCGGGCCGGGGCAAGGGCAAGGCAGGCCGUGUGGACCUGGUGGACGAGUCAGGCUACGUGUCGGGGUACAAGCACGCGGGCACCUACGACCAGAAGGUGCAGGGGGGCAAGUAG
This is a messenger RNA of Enhydra lutris kenyoni (northern sea otter), 827 nucleotides long. RefSeq names its product tubulin polymerization promoting protein (gene TPPP). The coding region runs from base 105 to 827 and encodes 240 amino acids. Gene Ontology annotation, cellular component: microtubule. The transcript has 3 exons. NCBI's taxonomy places the organism in Eukaryota, Metazoa, Chordata, Mammalia, Carnivora, Mustelidae. The record is from RefSeq and is a predicted model, not a curated record. Gene Ontology annotation, biological process: microtubule polymerization; positive regulation of protein polymerization; microtubule bundle formation. Gene Ontology annotation, molecular function: tubulin binding.